UGUACUUUAUGGGAUUUACCUGUGUCGACGGUGUCGAGUAAACAAACGAAACUUUACGAAGAAAUCAUAUAACGGGAAAUUGCAAGAAAAUGUUUUAAAUUUAAAUUGUGUUAGUAUACAAAUAUUUUGAUGUUCGGAAGUUGUUUAGAAACCGACAGAGGAAUCUAUACGAGUUCAUCCGAAGGAGCGAGUGGUACAUUGUUUUAUGCAGAACAGUAACAUCUCGUUGACUGAGAUCAAGGAUGGCGUCUACAAACACCACCAUCCGUAUACUUUAAAAAUGAUGGCAAUGACAUGAAUCAGCAAUAUUAUCAUAACAUGAUAACAGAUUAACAGUCUAUUUACACAUUGAAUAUAGUUUUUAAAGGACCUGAAAUUAACCGUCCGUGACAUUAAUACAUGACAGUAUUCAAAGAAGGUGCGAGCAAAUCAAAGUCCGUUCUUAGCAUGUAACUUGUUCCUUCUGAAAUAUAAUCACAUCCUACCUUUUCUGGAUAAAGAGACAUACACGCAUACUCUAAACAAAAUGAGUGGUGAAAAUGGUAAAGUCGACGAUCUGGAAUGGCCCACGUUCGGUGAAACUGAGCAAUUUCAGGUCAGUUACUCACCGGAACCGAAAGACGAUGUGUUCACAGAGUUCAAACCGUCCAGCGACAAGCAUAAUAUCAGGAACAAGAAACGGCUGCAGAGGUCGAAAAAGAAGCAAAGUAUUCGGAGACUUUGGCGGGUUUCAGAAUCUGACAUCGAUCGUCAACAUCAAUCCUGUUUACAUGACCGAAAGCGCUGUGUCGUCAUAUCCGUCCUAGUCGCGUGCAUCGUUAUUAUAGUUGCCAUAGCAAUAGGCCUCGGCGUCUACUUUGGAGUGGUGCGGAAAUCAAAAGCGGAUGACCCGAAACACGAUUUUGUUGUGGAUGAAAUAACAUUUGCGCCGUACUCAACAUCUACAUCUACUUCUGUUACAACUACACAAAUGCCCGUAACGCCAUCAACCGCAACAACAACAACCAAAGCUACAACGAAAAUACCUAGCACUCAAACCACAACACCUACCUCCACGAGCACCACCACAACUAUAACCACCACCACUUCCACAACGACGACGACAACGACACCUCUACCGACAAAGCCCCCGGUGAUCCCAUAUACCGGAAGUGACGCUGAAAUAGCGCUCGUCAGACAGCGCCUCAAUAGGUGUCGCUUGCAGAUGGCGGUCUUCGAGAAGUGUCAGUCUUACCGAGACAUGGUGACUUGCGCAUACCUCGAGAGUGUCCGCCAGGGGGUUCUAGUUCCGGUAGUCGAGCUGGACACGGUUGCGGAGCGCCAUCUGACACAAAUCCUCCCCUGGGACUCAUUUAGGGAUCCGCUUGUCUGCAGAGAAAAUGGCGCAUUACGUCUUUCGAACGUCAGCGCCCUGCCGACCACGCUAGACGGCUUGUGUUCGAGUGCCGACGCCGUUAAGAUGUAUGGUCGGUUUAACUGCAGUAUCAUUCACUACCCCUUGCAGAUGGAAACUAUGACAAAAGAGGAGCAAUGCCGAGUGCAGUGGGGCGUUGUGGGUUGUGUGGCAAGCGUGCUAAAAUGCGCAGUCGACGAAAUAAGUCACGUGAUGGCCGAGUACCAGACGAAUAUUUCCGACAGUAUGGGUCUGGCGGGGGUAAACGCCUCUUGGUGCAAAGACGUCUUUGAGGCGCUGGUCACUACGUCCCUCUGCGAGGCAACACUCUACCAGAACAUGUUCACCAUCAGUACCCAGUGCGGUCAGGUGAUACAACAGCCCGCAUUGGUUGCCAACGCCACGGGUAAUUCUUGCAUACUGUUCGAUACGUUUUUCGAGUGCAGCUACAACACUAUUCCGUCAGGUGUUCGCUUUAAAGAGUGCGAACGUAAGAAAGAAACGUUACGUAAAGUGAUGUGGAAAGUAGCAGCUUUGGCGGCAAACGUUAAUAAUCUCCCAAAAUUAGUCAACGCACAAACUUGUCUAGAUCGUCCUCCAGUCCAUCGCGAUGUUUGUAGCGCCUCUGAACAACUGAUAGCCAUAGUCGACACUAAAUGCUAUGUGCAGUUCAACUACUUGACAGACAAGACCGUGUGUUUGUAUUUGUCCCGCUACGUGUUUGCAUGCGGAACCACGUACAUGAACACUCUGGGGCUGUCUUGUACAGCUAAACAUAUACACGACGCUCUCGUCGCUCAAUCUGGUGUCAUCGACAAAAUAUUCACAAUAGAUGUGCAGAAAUACAACGAGAAUAGCUCAUGUAUAGAUGCAGGUAAUAUUUAAAGCAAGACGCGGGUUUUGGUGCAGCUGGAAGUACAUCCACCUGACAAUGUUUCAUCAUGGUUGUUUCCGGUGUGCGGCUAUAAGCAUAUCGUAGUGAAAACAUUAACACAUAUCGAGGUAUAAAAAAGCGAUUGCGAGAUUCAUGUUGUUUUGUUUUACAUUUAUAAAGUGUCAUUACAGCGCUUUUGUUCUUUGCUAGACAUUACUUUGUUAUUGCAAGUAUUUACAAAACUGUCUUAAUCUUGAAACGUUUUAUUUCAAGAGUUUUCACGUUUAACCAAUGUAACCAAAAAAGAACGCCAAUACGAGCCAGUUGGGAAAAGUACGAACGUUACUAAAUGCACGCUACAAAUGCGCAUUUAGUCGUGCUAUGAUACCAGAAUAUUGAACAUCUACUUGCAUAUGGGUCGACACUGUGUGCGUAGCAUUGAACACGAGUGACGACUGUUCCUUUCAAUGUCGUGAGGCUGCGCAAUACAUGUAUCCCGGAAAAAGCUACUUUUUGGAAAAACCCACUAAUCUGCUGGAACAAAUAAACAUGAUCCAUUUAUAAUCCUUUCAAAAUCACACACCGUAUCAACCGUUAUAAUUUCAAGUAAGCUAUCAUUGGUUGAUUCAAUGGACCAGCGUUGUUUGUACCGGGGUGAUUAGUGGGUUUUUCUAAACUCGUGCUUUUCCGGGAUAGAUCUAUAGAACGCACGAUGUUGUAAGUAUUCUUCGCAACUAAUUGCCUCUUAAAACCUGUUGCAGACAAACACCAUUAUAUUGAAGUUCAAUGAUUGUAUUAAUUCUGAAGAAUUCUACAGUUUCGAUGAAAAUUUGUUUUUAUAAAUUACAAGCCUUGUCCGUUGUUCAGACUAGAAUUUCAAAUAACCAUUUAUCAAUGUUCACAACUUUACUGUGCUCUAUUUUUUAGGUUAUGUUUACAGUUAAAGUGAUAUUAUGGGCAUCUAACAGUAUAUAGGUGUCUAUCGCAACCGUUGUUUAAUUUUGGUGUUUUCACUUUAUAUACACUUAUAAAGUUAAUGCAGCAUCAACAUACUAAAACAAUAUCAUGGAAAGAGAAAAUUAAUGCAUUGAAUAUCAACCGAACGUUCGUUUUGACAACUGACGACAGAAAUAAUUCGAUUUACGAUGUGAAUCUAAUUGAGUUUUAGUGCAGAUUCGUUCAUACGACACAAAGACACCAUUUAGUUUUACGGAUCAUUUCGGCUUACAGGACUCACCAGUCAUGUAAAAUAUCGAAUAUAAAAUAUAUUUUUUAUAAACAACUGGAAGCAAGAUGCAUUGCAGAAAAUUGGUCAGUAACCAUAUUUUAACUAACUCUUUUGACCUGUUAAUUCUGUUAAGCUCAAUGCAAGUGUGAAAAAUGCCCAUACUAUCACUUUAAAUAUUAAAUAACGUCUGAUGGUUAAAAAAACGUUACGUUUCUUUAUAUUCAAUAAGCAUUUGUCAAUUCUGAUUUUGUUUUAUUAACACGAUAUACUACUGGUCAACGUAAAUCUGCAUUUGAUUGAUCGUCAGCAGAAAUAAACUGUGUUAAAACAUAUUGCAUGCAUGGUAACAUGUCAUCAAAACCGAAUAUGAAUUGCACGGUAUUAGUAUUAUUUGAAAAUCCGACACCCCUCCUCAACUGGACAAAUGGAAAUGCUUCAUUGCAGUGUCUUACGAAGUCAUCAGUGUUAACAUAGUCAUAACCUUAAAGUUAUUGAACGUUAAAAGAAAGUGGUCGAAUUUUGUUGUUUGUAUUAAUUUUGUUGUUUAUUUUUUCAUGUUGAAACUAAAUUUAAUUAUGUAUUCAAAGUCUAUCGAACUGUAACUUAUCGUUUUUGAAGGUGCUAUUGAACAAUUUGCUCAUGCAUGCUUGUACAAAUUGUAAAUCAAAGUAUGGAACUGUAUAAAGCGCGUCAUGCGAAAAUGGGUCAUUUGCCAUAUAUGACCAGCGUUACUCCAGACCAGCCUGCGCAUCCAUGCAGACCGGUCGGGAGCUACACCGUCCGUUAUAAAGUAAACUAUGGGCGGGUGCAUAGGCUGGUCUGGAGCUACGCUGGUCGCAUAUGACAUAAUACCCAUUUUCCCAUGACGCGGUUUGUAUAUUAAAGAUGUUGGUGAAUAUUUACAAACGCUUAUUUCAAUGGGUUAUUAUUAUGAAAUUUUCUAAAUGUUUUGAAUCAAAAAUCGUACAAAAAUCAUUUUAUCUGGCAUAAUUUAAUAUAGAUGCUUGUGUUUCGUUCCAAAAUUUAUUAUCAGGCUGCAGGAUCAACACACGUUUAAGAACUUAAUAUUUUUGCACUUUGAACGAAACCACAUGUUUUAUUGUAUUUUCUUACAUGCGUUGAACCACACAAUUUCGACAGAAGAUAACGCUUUUAAUGUUUGAUUCGCACUAGUUUAUUAAUUUACUUUCCAUGUUAUUUGUUAUUAAAUGUAACUAUCUUUUUGUUAUUGUGUAUAUAUUAUAACAUUGACAUGUACAGCAGGUUCUUUAUAUGAUAAUUGUAUGAUAAUUAUAUGAAACUUUUUUUAAAGUAUACGCAGACACCAAUGCGUUGUAGUUGUUUAUUCAUGCCACAAAAUCAUCAUUUUGAUCGCACGCCCAUCGCGUUUGUAAAACUGUCAUUACAGAAGUUACUCUGUAUUCGGUUAAUGCCACCAAUCGAAAUAAUAGUAGCGGUUCUCUGAGAAAAUGGGCUUAUAAUCUAUGCAGUCCGCAUAUACUUCUUUGGGAAGACAAUAUUUGCCUAGAAUAAAUGUUUUUGUAAAGAAGAUAAUUUUAAAGUUAAGGAAAAAUAAAUAAAAGUUGAACGUGUCGUCCCUUUAUGGAAUGUAUAGGCUAAUCUGGGACGAUUCAUCACGAACACACAAUAUGCCUGGAAGGUUCAGAAUCAGAUAAAGAUUUCUAGUUUUCCGUUUGCAUUGUUCAUACUUACACAGUAUACAUAUUUACCUUGUUAUUCGGCGCAAAAUAAACUUCAAGAAACUGAA
This is a messenger RNA of Dreissena polymorpha, 5263 nucleotides long. RefSeq lists its product as uncharacterized. The transcript has 13 exons. Bases 527 to 2278 code for a protein of 583 amino acids. Lineage: Eukaryota; Metazoa; Mollusca; Bivalvia; Myida; Dreissenidae. The record is from RefSeq and is a predicted model, not a curated record.